Messenger RNA from Polyodon spathula (Mississippi paddlefish), 2821 nucleotides. RefSeq names its product progonadoliberin-1-like. Bases 2524 to 2802 code for a protein of 92 amino acids. The transcript has 3 exons. The record is from RefSeq and is a predicted model, not a curated record. Gene Ontology annotation, cellular component: extracellular region. NCBI's taxonomy places the organism in Eukaryota, Metazoa, Chordata, Actinopteri, Acipenseriformes, Polyodontidae. Gene Ontology annotation, biological process: multicellular organism development. Gene Ontology annotation, molecular function: gonadotropin hormone-releasing hormone activity.
AUAAUAAUAAUAAUAAUAAUAAUAAUAAUAAUAAUAAACACACACGAAGCCUGCAAAGCCACUAGCAGUGGAGAACGCCCAUGUUUAUACAGCAUAUCUGAACCUUGCACCAGUCUCUCGGCUCACCCAGUCCACUCCCACUAUAGUGAAGCCAUGGCGACCCACGACCCCUUGCAUUCAUGUGCAGAGCGACGAUCACUGAUGUGUACUCCUACCUUUAAAAGCUAGCAACAGGGUUUCAGUUUUGUGUGGACUUACAGGACAGAAUAACUCAGAUAUUUAAAAAAAACAAACAAACUUUGCUGUUAGCUUUAACCCUUCAAGGUACAACGCACACAUGUGUCCCACAUAUAUUAGGGUUAGGGGUUUAACAAAACAGGGUUUAACAUUUACUGACAGGUUGGAGAAGGUCAUCCAUGUGGUCACUUUCCCUGACCCCGUGAUCCUCGAGUCGCUCUCCAACGUGUUUUUAAGAAGAAACUGUUUGAUACACAAUCGCGCCGUUCCUUGUGGACCGCAAAGGGUUAAAUAAGUCUUUGAAAAAUGAGAAUGCAUUGCCGUGCUUCUGCAUGGCAAACUUCUCUGAAAGAACCUCUUACCCAGUUGUGAUGAACCUUUGGUAUCGCCAGUAUUUGCAUUACGUUCUUGAGAGUGUCAGAUUGCAGGAGUGCGUGAGGUUUCUCUCUAGCUCCAUCUGUACGGAACACAUUUUUAGUUGUAUCUUGGAAGAGCAAGCAGUAAAUGCACAAGCUGCGAUAUACUUUACCACAACUUGUUAGAUUAUGAGUUAUUUGUUUAUUCUGAGUUGGUCCUGAGUCAUACCUCCUGCAGGUCUCAGCUGGCUCUCGGAAAAAGAUUUGUAAUUAAAACAGCGAACCCUCCCCUGUGUCAGACGGCUAAUCUUCUUAGGCACCUUUUAAACAGAUUUACAAAUGAUAAAUCGCAGCAGGUGAUUCAUUCUUUAGAGGCUGGAUGACAGAAAGGGCUUGUCUGUUAAUCUGUCUCCUGCUCUGUGUUAGUUAGGGAAAGACAAGAGUGGUUUAUUCAAGUUUAUGAAUCCAAAAGUCAACUUUUUUUUUUCUUUUGCUCUUGUGUUGAACGCCUGUUUAAAACUCACUUCCUCCCAGUCCCUCAGCUCUAACUACAAGGCCACUUUGCCACAUUCCAGUCCCUUGGUACGCAUGGCAGAUUUUACAUGGUACAUCUCACAGGGACUGAAUUUCAGUCUACGGAGGUCAUGCUAUUAUACAAGGCUCUAGUCGACCCCAUCGAGAAUGCCGUGUCCAGUUUUGGCCAACUCCCUACAAAAUAAUACACUUAAGAUACACUAACUAAUAAUGCACUUAAGAAGGUAGAGAGCAGGGCAGCUAGGUGGAUCGCAGGACUGAAUUCUAUGAGCUAAGAGGACAGGAUAAAAUAGGGACAUCUCUGCAGCCUGGAAAAGAAAGAGGGGACUUGACUGAAUUCUUUCAAAUCCUAAAUGGUCUAGAUAAUGUUAACCCAAGACAAGACUUCAAAUUGAGCACAGAGAGAAGAACAGACAUGGAAGCUGUGUAAAUGUAUGUUUAGAACCGAGCACUUUGUCACACACAGUGUUAUAAAUGCAUGGAAUCGCCUGGCAGGUGAAGUGGGGUCUAGUAGGGUGGGCUGAACUGCCUUUUCUCAUUCCCAAACCUUCCUUAUGUUCUGACGUGCAAAACAUCUGAAUCUGGGGCUAUAUGAAGCAUACAGAUAUAUUUUCCUGCAGUGGAUAUUUGUCGUGGUGAUCAUGUGACAUCUCUCAAUUUUGAAUGGACAGCUAUGGCUGAAUUUCACUGGCAUGUUUAUUUAUUUAUUAGCUAAUAAAGCACUUAGAGCUGAAACGGAAAAGAUUAAGCUUUUAGCUUUUAAUGUAAUCCUGAGAGCAGCAGGUUAGGUUUGUAUCUCUGUGAGGGCUGUGUGAGUGUGUGUGUUGCCCUACUCUUCCCUUGUCAAUGCCUGUUGCGGAAGUAAUCCCAGCCCAGGGGGUCUUGUAGCACAAGGCUGGGGGCUGGAGGCUGAGGGCUGGUCCACACACAAUAUAAACAGCAAGCACGCAGCAGAUCAGCACUUGUCACAGCACUCCACACAGCCCAAGAGAAAAGGUAAGUUUGUAUUUGCAUCUAACAAAACAGUACGACGUAUCUCACCUUAUUUUGCAUGGUCCAUAUCGCAUUUUUCAUUGUAAUAUCUGUGCUACUUUAGGUUCGGGAAAGUCCUCAGCUUCCCAGUUCUCAGGAAAUCUACUGCACUCUCAUUUACUCUUAGUAUAAGGGAUUGAAGGGUGCUGCUGGCUGGUAUAACCAAUGCUUUUAAACUCGGCACAGACACCAAGACUAGAGACGCAGCUGGAAAUCAAGACUUGGGACCGAGAAAGGAGACACUGGGAAAGGAGAGGGAUGUGGGGAUGGAAUGGGUUGCCUAGCCAUGCUGUGGAUGCUGAAUUACUGGGAUCCGUAAAAAAAAAGCGCAGUUUUGAGAUCCAGAAAUGAUUGUUGUUUCAGCAUGGCAGUGAGCAGAGGUGCCUUCGUGUGGCUGCUUUUCACUCUGACGGCCGUGUCGGAGGUCUGCUACGGCCAGCACUGGUCAUACGGACUGCGGCCUGGCGGAAAGAGAGAGGCGGAGAGCCUGCUGGACACCCUGCGAGAGAUUGCUGGCACGGAGAAGCUGGCCAAUGCAGAUCACUCGGAGCGCGGAAUGAGCUUCCAGAGCAGCCAACUCAGCCCCCUAAAGGGGGUGCUAGAAUGUCUGGUUGACGGAGAAUCAGCAGGAAAAAGGAUUUAGAGAGGGUGUAAAAAACACG